AGUUCAGAGUAAACAACACUGAUCUCAGAGAGCUGCUCUCUCUCCGUCUAGACGUGCAGGACAAUGGCCAGUAUUUCAGUAGAUCACGACGAGCUGAGCUGUCCAGUCUGUCUGGAUCUGCUGAAGGAUCCAGUGACCAUCCACUGUGGACACAGUUUCUGUAAGGUGUGUAUUAAUGGCUGCUGGGAUCAGGAGGAUCAGAGGGGGGUCUACAGCUGCCCCCAGUGCAGAGAGACUUUCACUCCAAGGCCUGUUCUACGCAGAAACAACAUGCUGGCUGAAGUGGUGGAGAAAAUGAAGAAGACAGAACUCCGAGCUGCUCCUCCUGCUCCCCGUUACGCUGGACCUGGAGAUGUGGAGUGUGAUUUCUGCACUGGGAGAAAACUCAAAGCCAUCAAGUCCUGUCUGACGUGUCUGGCCUCCUUUUGUGAAACUCAUCUUAAACCUCACUAUGAAGUUCCUACUUGGAGAAAACACAAGCUGGUCAAAGCCUCCUCACAGCUACAGGAGAAGAUCUGCUCUCAGCACGACAAACUGAUCGAGAUCUACUGUCGGACUGACCGAAGCUACAUCUGCUAUUUAUGUACGAUGGAGGAACACAGAGGUCACAAUACAGUCCCAGCUGCAACAGAGAGAACCAAGAAACAGAAUCAGCUGAAGGAGAUUCAGAGUAAAUUCCAGCAGAGAAUCCAGGAGAAACAGAAGGAGCAGCAGGAGCUGAAACAGGCUGUGAAGACUCUUAAGUGCUGUGCUCAGUCAGCAGUGGAGGACAGUGAGAGGAUCUUUACUGAACUGAUCCGCUCCAUUGAGAAAAAGCACUCUGAGGUAACAAAGCUGAUCAGAGCUCAGGAGGAGGCUGAACUGAGUGGAGCUGAAGAACUCCUGGAGAAACUGGAGCAGGAGAUCGCUGAUCUACAGAGGAGACACACUGAGCUGGAGCAGCUUUCACACACAGAGGAUCACAUCCAUUUUCUCCAGAGUUUCCAGUCUCUCUGUGUCUCUUCUGGAUCCGAGGACUCACCCAGCAUCACUGUCCAUCAGCACCUCUCAUUUGAUGGAGUGAGGAGAUCUCUCUCUGAGCUGAAGGAGCGACUAGAGAAGUUCUACAGAGAGGAGUUCAGUAAAAUCCCUCCUCAUGCUGCAGCAGUUCAGAUUUUAUGCUCAGAACCAAAAACCAGAGAAGAUUUUCUGCAGUAUUUCUGUCAGCUGACUCUGGAUCCCAACACGGCACAUCCUUGCCUCAUUCUGUCUGAGAACAACAAAGUGGUGACGUACAGGAAUAAAGUCCAGUUUUACUCUGACCAUCCAGAGAGAUUUACCAACUGGACUCAGGUGUUGUGUAAGGAGAGUGUGAGUGGACGCUGUUACUGGGAGGUUGAGUGGAGGAGCAGUGGAGGAGUUGUGUACAUAACAGUCUCAUAUAAAGCGAUCAGCAGGAAAGGAGGGGGUAAUGAUUGUGGGUUUGGACACAACAAUCAGUCCUGGAGUCUGCAAGUUUCUCCCUCUCUCGCUUUCCUGCACAACAACAUUCCGACUGAGAUCUCAGGACCAUCAUCCUCCAGAAUAGGAGUGUAUGUGGAUCACAGUGCAGGAACUCUGUCCUUCUACAGCGUCUCUGACACAAUGACCCUCCUACACACAGUCCACACCACUUUCACUCAGCCGCUCUACGCUGGGUUCUUGGUUUAUGGUGUUGGAUCAUCUGUGAGAUUAUGUGAUAAAUAAUGAUUGAUCUGAAUUAUUGAUUCCUUAUAGAUUUAGAAUAUUUCUCACACUGUUUUAUUAAUAAAUCAUGUUUUUUAGUAACACAUUGUUAGACAGAAUAUUUUGUUUAUCUCAGUGUUCAAUUCAAAUGAAAUUUGUUUCUAGACUGUCCAGGGUGUUUCCUGCCUUCCGCUUCCAUUGACCACUGGGAAAGGCUCCAGCUCCCCCGACGACCCAGAGGGAUAAGUGGCUUAGAAAAUGUGUGUGUGUGUGUGUGUGUUAAUUCUACAAACACUUCAAGAGUUUAAACCUCUGAUCAUUUACAGAGUUUAACACCAAAAUGAUUGAGUAGUGUUUGUAAUAUUUCUGUAAAUUAAAUGUUCAUUUACUGUGUUUCUGUCCACAAACAGACCUGAGAACAUUGUGAUCGUCUCUUUUUAAACACAUUUUUUUUCUCAGGAAGACUCGUAUGUGUUAGUGGUUUAGCAUGUUUAUUUAGGCUUUGAUGUUCAUUUGUGUUUAUAUUUAAAUGUACAGAUAAAGAAAAGCUGUGGCUGCUACUUCAGGAGGUUCUCAGGGUCGUGUGGAUGACGAUCCCAUAAUUCUCCACAUUAGAGCUACUGUCUUUGAGGAAGCACCUCAGAGCUGAAGAGGCAGCACCUUCACUGCUUUAGAG
Molecule: messenger RNA, 2380 nt
Organism: Pygocentrus nattereri (red-bellied piranha)
Lineage: Eukaryota; Metazoa; Chordata; Actinopteri; Characiformes; Serrasalmidae
Product: tripartite motif-containing protein 16-like
Exons: 6
Coding region: 64-1725 (553 amino acids)
Molecular function (GO): protein binding; zinc ion binding
Source: RefSeq, a predicted model, not a curated record